ACUUAUAUGUCUCUGUAAAGAUCAUCAAGUCUGCAGGCAUCACAAUAUUGAUCUUCUUCUGCAGUUAUUUGGACUUCUUCAAAGUGAAUAUCCUAAAAUGCAGGGUCUGACUGGAGGAUGGUUGCUCUACAAGGCUACAGGUGGUCAGGGUAAAAGGAAACUGACACUGGUCCCUCCUGAUUCUGAAGGUUACACAGGGACCCUAAUACGCAGUAUAACAGGAAAUGGGAAAAACUUGCUGUAUAUAGUACCUUUACAGCAAGAAUUUGACCUUACUCCGUUACCUCCUGAUGCAGUUGAAUUUAAAAAUAUGCCCAAAGCACAAUGCCAAACAUGCAAAGUAAGUCUGCCAUUGCAUAUUUUGGCUCUUCAUGUGCAGGAGUGCACAGAGUCUGGGUCUUCAGCUGAGGACACAGAGGCAUGUCAAACCGAGGUCCAAAUAGUGUCCGUGCAGCCUUCUGAAGAGCACACCGACACAGAGGAAUUGGAUGAAGAAAAACUUCAGUGUCCUAUCUGUAACUUGAAAUUUGCACCUUAUUUCCUUGAAAUCCAUGCAAGCACAUGCGGAGAAAGAAGCAAAAAUGUAAUAGACGUGGAUGAAAUUGAGGAGAACAUAGUAGAAGAGGACCAUAUGAAAAGUGUCGACGAUGUGUUGGAUGCGAUUUGUCAAAGAGUUGAUGUGGAGAAGCAGUUCAGCAUCCUUAUUUCAAGAACAAACAUUCUGGAGAGAGGCCUUCUGCAGUGGCAACGUCAAAAAAAAAAUUCACCCACUGCCAUGUUGAAGGUGUCCUUCUUUGGGGAAGCAGGAAUCGACACUGGUGCCCUUCGAAAAGAAUUUCUCACAGAAAUGGUCGCCGGAAUCGAGACUCGUUUCUUUGAAGGACCACCACACCAAAAAAGUCCACACUAUUCCCUUACUGACUUUGACAGUGGACUCUUCAGGCAUGUUUAUUUUAAAGAAAGGGAAAACUGUCAUGUUUUAUACUAUAAGCAAUACACUCAUGCUGUUUGUAUAAAUAGGACUGUUGGUGAGAUUCUGGCCGUCAGUUUGGCACAAGGAGGUCAUGCCCCUACAUUUUUCAGCCAGUGGGCUUACAGUUACCUCUGCAAUGGGCAGAUCAACCCAACACAGCUGGAUAAAAAUACAGUGGCAGAUUCACAGUUGCGGUUACUGAUUGACCAGGUGGAAUCUUCAACUGAGCAGUCACUUCAGGGCCUUACUGAUGAGAUUUUAAACUGUGGAUUCACUGGAGCCAUCUCGGUUCAACACAAGGAACCGAUUGUCCGAGCCAUUACACUCCAUGCUGUGCUUAGAUUGCAGCCAAUGUUGGAACAACUCAAGGAGGGUUUGCAGCUGUAUGGCCUCCACCUGCUGAUUAAGCAAUACCCAGAAAUCUGCCAGCCUCUCUUCGUCCUUGGGGGAGAUGUUACACAUUUUGUUACAUUACAGACACAAAUAUGAAUCUAUUUUAUUUGAACUCUAAAUGAAACACCUACACAAAGUGGUGUACAUUGGAGAAGUGGAACAAAAAUCAUACAUGAUG
Molecule: messenger RNA, 1544 nt
Organism: Oreochromis niloticus (Nile tilapia)
Lineage: Eukaryota; Metazoa; Chordata; Actinopteri; Cichliformes; Cichlidae
Exons: 9
Coding region: 98-1462 (454 amino acids)
Molecular function (GO): ubiquitin-protein transferase activity
Source: RefSeq, a predicted model, not a curated record